AUGGUGCUGCAACUCAAGCAAUCAGUAUUGAACACAGUUGCACUUGGACUUAUUCCGUUCAUUGACAUCAAUUUCUGGAAUAUAAAGUUGCAUUGUGAUUCAUUCCUCUUACCGCUAGAAUAUUGUGAUGCAUCGCACGCUUUAGUAGUGCUAUCAUCCGCCAACUCAGAUUUGAUAGAAGCAGUCUGCCAUUCUGAUGUAAGCAAUGAAGAAGGGGCAGAGCUUGUCGACAUGGGCUUAAGAUGUGUGGUGUUUGGCGCCCAGUCAAAUAAAUGUUUUGAUGGCGGAUCUUGCAUUUUGGUGUCUGAGUAUGGGUCAGAAUCAGCACUUCCGUGCAUCGCGUUUACUCAUCAGUCAUGGUUGUGA
Molecule: messenger RNA, 366 nt
Organism: Thelazia callipaeda (thelaziosis nematode)
Lineage: Eukaryota; Metazoa; Nematoda; Chromadorea; Rhabditida; Thelaziidae
Source: the annotation of a GenBank genome assembly